Trypanosoma rangeli is the source of this 741-nucleotide messenger RNA. RefSeq lists its product as uncharacterized. Bases 1 to 741 code for a protein of 246 amino acids. The transcript has a single exon. The record is from RefSeq and is a predicted model, not a curated record. Lineage: Eukaryota; Euglenozoa; Kinetoplastea; Trypanosomatida; Trypanosomatidae.
AUGGAGUUUCUUACCCCCAUCAAUCCAUGGGUAGAGACAGUGCGACUCUUGUCUGGGUCUGUCAUGCGUCUUUGUUUGUAUUCAGCGGCGUACUAUGUGGGUUGUGGGGUCUUUUCAAAGUAUGUGCUUCGCAGAAAAGGCUCUCUCGCGAUGUGGGAACAGGAAUCAUUGCCGUAUGUGGUAUCGCUGGGAAUGGAAAUAGGCGUUUCUGUGAUUAUCUGUCCCGUACGCUACCUCGCCGCCGUGACGACACCACGCUUCAUUUUGGACUACACCAUGACAGGGUGGUCCGAUACGCUCUCUCUGCUGGACCAAUUUUCAGCUGGCAACUUUGCCGCCUACGCCAUGUAUGCCUUUUCAUCGGACUCGGGCUGGAACCUGGACUUCUUUGCCUGGCAGGUGCCGUCUGUCAUUCUCACGCUCAUGAAGUUGUACUACCGGAGGAAAAAACUUGGGAGUGAAAGAUGUCGCACGAAACGCGUUCUCGCAACAAUUCCGCUUCAGAUGCUACUGCGGGCGUACAUUGCUGGGUUUUCCGUGAUGAUCCCCGAGAACUCUGCCGAGGCAGUGUCGGCUGUUGUGGUCACAGUGGUGGAAUCCAUGAUGACAUCUUACCUGGCGCGGCAGACAUGGCCGUUUGCUGAUCAGCCAGACUCGCCCCAAACGGAUUCCUCGAGGAGUUCUGAUAACUGCGACGCGUGCAGCGACGAUGCCCAUCAGAAAAAAAAUGGGGCGUCCUGA